UGUCAGGAGUUAGACAGGCUCAAUGGCUUUCUUUUUCUCGAGCAUCCUAAGACAGAGGACACUUGCUGGCCUAAAGGGGACAGCAGCGCUCAGAUCUGCGAGCUUCACAACCCAGGCAGCCAUUCAAAUCAAGAAAUGUGACGUCCAUCGAUUGGAUGAGGCACCUUCCACUCAAGUGGUUCUGACUCGCGAUGAGGCGCUGCAAUACUACCUCACCAUGCAGACAAUUCGGAGCUUGGAGCUGAAGACAAAACAACUGUUUGACCAGAUGAUCAUCGGAGGUUCCUGCCACUUGUAUGCUGGCCAGGAAGCGUGCGCAGUUGGGAUUGAGGCAGCCAUUAAACCGACUGACCACCUCAUUACCGGCUAUCGCACUCAUGGCUUCGCAUUCACCAGGAGUGGCUCUCUUCGGGCGAUUUUUGCCGAGCUUGCAGGCCGAAAGACGGGACUAUCAAAAGGCAGAGGGGGAUCCAUGCACAUGUACACAAAAAACUUCUACGGAGGUUGGGCUGUUGUUGGAUCUCAGGUUCCUUUGGGUGCCGGUCUGGCGUUGGCAUGCAAGUACCGGAAGACGGAUGAGCUGUGCGUUUGUCUCUAUGGUGACGGUGCAGUCAACCAGGGGCAGGUUGCUGAGACCAUGAACAUGGCGGCACUUUGGAAGCUCCCCAUCAUUUUCGUCUGCGAGAAUAAUAAAUACGCAUUAUGUACUCCAGUGGAACGAGGUAGCGUGAAUACCAACUUCUACACGAGAGGGGAUGUCAUUCCAGGGCUCAGGGCGGACGGGAUGGACAUCCUCUGUGUUCGGGAGGCAACCAGGUUUGCUUCUGAUCACUGUCGGUCGGGGAAAGGUCCAAUCAUUUUGGAGCUACAGACCUAUCGCUAUUUUGCACACUAUGCGGGUGACGAUGAGGACAGUUAUCGCUCAGCGGAGGAGGUUGAUGAGGUCCGCAGAAACAGAGACCCCAUCUCACAAUUUGAGGUUCGCAUCAUCAGCAACAACAUGGCCAGCACGGAGGAACUGAGGCAAAUUGAUGAGCAAAUCAAAAAGGAAGUUGAAGAAGCUACACAAUUUGCCAUCCAAAGCCCUGAACCCCCAGUAGAAGAACUGUGCAACCACAUCUACAGCAAUUGUGUGCCACAAGAUGUGCGCGGCAUCAACCCAUGGACCAAGCUGAAGUCUGUCAGUUAAAGAUUUUUUUUUUCUUCCCCCACUCCACUCCAACAAAUAACAACUGCCCCAAAGCAAGCUCUCUCUCAUAUGUUAGCUUAAAGUCACACCUUAGACCCACAACCUGAAGUCUCAGCAACUUGUUUUAUGUAUUUUUUUUUUUUUUUUUUUUACAGCUGGGGGCCUCUUAAAA
Molecule: messenger RNA, 1361 nt
Organism: Hippocampus comes (tiger tail seahorse)
Lineage: Eukaryota; Metazoa; Chordata; Actinopteri; Syngnathiformes; Syngnathidae
Product: pyruvate dehydrogenase E1 component subunit alpha, mitochondrial-like
Exons: 11
Coding region: 23-1189 (388 amino acids)
Biological process (GO): pyruvate decarboxylation to acetyl-CoA
Cellular component (GO): intracellular membrane-bounded organelle
Molecular function (GO): pyruvate dehydrogenase (acetyl-transferring) activity
Source: RefSeq, a predicted model, not a curated record